CUUCUUGAAUCUAUCAUAUAAAGUACAUGAACCAGUCAAAAACAGGAUUAAGCUGCAGAGUUCAGUAUUGAACAUGUAAAUUAUUUAGAAACCCGCACUUUGCUUUCUGUUCAUACGUCACACACACAUGACUCUAGAAGUUUGACUUUGGUGUUUCGGUGUGUCCAAAUGACAAGCAUGAGUUGUUGCAUCAGAUACGAUUUUACAGGAACUAUUGCUUGUGCACAGAGAGGUCUGGUGUAAGACAGACGUCUUUUUGACGAACAUAUAAGAGUUUCAAAGACAAGCCAAAUAAAAGGUACUUGUGAACUGAGCUCAAAAUGACAGUUCCUGUAAAACUCCUCGGCUUCAGCUUGUGGAUGCUUUCCUUAAAUUUUGCCCGAUGUCAAGAAUGUCUUCAAAAGGACAUCAAAUAUGAAAACACAGAAGCAGUUGCGAAAGCUUCAUACGCUGAUGGUGAAACAGUGAAAGUGAACUGCAUGACAGGUUAUACUGGCUUGUAUAAAUUAAAGUGUGAAAAGGGAAAAUGGAAGAAAUCCACUGAGCGACCAUGUGCAAAGAAAAAAUGUAGUCAUCCAGGUGACACACCAAACGGUGAUUUUAAACUCUUGGAGGGAACGGAAUUUGUUUUUGGAGCAACAGUGGUGUAUACUUGCAAAAAAGGGUAUGAAAUGGCCAGCAGAAGCAAUCAGCGUACCUGCAGAGCUCAAGGAUGGGACAAUGCUGUUCCUGUCUGUGAGGUUGUGAAAUGUCCAGCCAUUCGCACAGACGGGGAUGUAACUGCAUCAGGCAAAACAGAGGAUGGGAGUUAUGGUGAUACUAUUCACUUUGAGUGUGUAUCUUCUGAUAAAAUAAUAGACGGAAGUAGUGACAUUCAGUGUGAAGAGACGGGCAAAUGGAGCGACAUUGUUCCAAAGUGCAAAGAAAUAACAUGCAUAGCGCCUGUCAUAUCAAACGGAAAUGUUGUUGAGCCAAAGCCAAAAUACCAGAAAGAUGCUAUAUUAAAAUACAAAUGCAAUAAAGGGUUCAAGGAGAGCGAGGAUAUCCCCAGAUGUGCCAAAUUUGGCUGGACUCUGAACCCUGAAUGUCAUGAAAUAACUUGUGAGCUGAAGUCAACCACUUUUGGGGUGCAAGAGAUCAAACCGAAAGAAAAAACUAUUUUCAGAGCUGGAGAAAGUGUGGAGAUCACCUGCUCUGAAAAACACUGGCUGUUUGGUACAAAAGAAAGCAACAGAUCUUUUACAUGCCAAAGUAAUGGGAAGUGGGACUAUGAGCCUGUUUGUGAAGAGAUUACAUGUGACGAUCCACUUGGCCAGCAUGUGUCUGGACCAUACUGGGGAAAGCUGAAACUGGGAGUAACACAGUCUUUCAGCUGUGAGUCUGGAUAUCGUGAAAUGGGAAAAGUGGCCACAUGUACCCGAGAUGGAUGGAUACCAAAACCACUGUGUACUGGGCCCUGUAUAGUGACGGUCGAGGAAAUGGAUAAAAGAGGUAUAGAGCAGCGGUGGAAGCCAAAUUGAACAAUAAUCUCACCACAAAAUGAUUACAUCGAAUUUGCAUGCCAGGGGGGCAAACAAUUAAGAAGGAAUAUCCCCCUAAGACAACAGUGUAAUGAUGGAGUGAUGGCUUUGCCUGAGUGUGUGUGACAGUGGAAAUAAAGCAUAGAUGAAGCAUAAUCAGUACUACUUAGAAAAAACAGCAGAGCAGAUAAAAAUAAAAAAUAAAAAAUUCCCA
Carassius auratus (goldfish) is the source of this 1734-nucleotide messenger RNA. RefSeq names its product complement factor H-like. The transcript has 9 exons. Lineage: Eukaryota; Metazoa; Chordata; Actinopteri; Cypriniformes; Cyprinidae. The record is from RefSeq and is a predicted model, not a curated record. The coding region runs from base 321 to 1520 and encodes 399 amino acids.